Molecule: messenger RNA, 3101 nt
Organism: Schistocerca piceifrons (Central American locust)
Lineage: Eukaryota; Metazoa; Arthropoda; Insecta; Orthoptera; Acrididae
Product: arrestin domain-containing protein 3-like
Exons: 9
Coding region: 352-1659 (435 amino acids)
Biological process (GO): protein transport
Cellular component (GO): cytoplasm
Source: RefSeq, a predicted model, not a curated record
AGCGUCCUUCAUCGACACGCCGAAACAUUCGUAUCCUGGCAGGCGUCAAGCAGACGGAACUCGGUUUAGUAACACGUAAAGCGCCGAUGAUGGUAGGCACCGUUCACAGUUGGUGCGAAUAUUGCCGUUUAGAGUACAGUGUAGAUCGUUUCGGCGAAAAACCCCAAAACGUGGCGUUUCACUGAAUACUGUGUCACAUCUGAAUCGCCCUGCAGUCUCACGCAACUAACAUCGGACAGCGAGAAAUUGCUCUGGUCGUUCAGUUUCGCUGCUUUUGGGUGUCUCUGCCCUCUUGCAUUUUUCCACUUCCGCUCCAAUUGUUCGAAUUAAACGUUGUGACAGCGGCAGAGAAUGGUCCGGCAAAUUCGUAUAUACCUCGACAAUCCUAUAGCGACGUAUUACGGAGGCGAUACUGUAACGGGAAAAGUAUUCGUCAAAGUAGACGACGAGGAAAAAAUCCGCUAUAUUUCUGCAAAAUUUAGAGGUGAUGCCAAUGUAAGCUGGACUGAAUCAGAUUCAGAAACAGACAGUGAUGGCAAGUCUCGUACUGUCUAUACUACAUAUUCAGCACAUGAAAACUACCUCAUGACAAAAAUGUACUUAGUUGGUGGUCCAUCUCAGGAGAUCAUACUUCCACCAGGAGAGCAUAUUUAUAAUUUUUCUGUUAUACUACCAGAAAAUCUGCCAUCCUCAUUUGAGGGGAUAAAUGGUAACAUUCGUUACAUGGUCAGAGCAAAAAUGAAUCGUGUAUGGGCAUUUGACGAUACAGUUAAAGCUUUCUUCACUGUUUUGUCACAUUUAGAUUUGAAUAAGGAUCCCUUGGUCAAGGAACCAGUUACAACUGUUGCUGAGAAAACAUUAUGCUGUUGUUGCUGUAGGUCUGGUCCUCUGACUUUGGUUGGCAAUGUUCCAGCUGUUGGAUUUGUUUCUGGGCAAGAGAUACCUGUGACUGUAGAAGUUGAUAAUGGAACAAAUGAGACAAUAAGUAUUGUUACCUGUUCUCUUAAGAAGAAUGUAUGCUUCACUGCUCAUUCACCCAGCACACGCACAAAUAAAACAUCAGAGAAAGUAGAAACUAUCACAUUUGAGCCUGUGGGUGAAAAUGAAUCUAAAACAUGGACCAAACAGUUGAAAAUUCCAAGUUUGCCUCCAUCCACUUUGAAGAAUUGUGGCAUCAUUGAUCUUGAGUACUGCUUGGAUAUCAAAGCUGAAAUUAGUGGGCCACACACAAACUUACAUGUAAACAUCCCAAUAACAUUAGGAACCAUUCCCCUCUUUACAUAUAUCCCACCUGGGUUGCUGCAAAAUACUCCUGAAAAAUUACCCCUACCGCCUACAGCCUCAGCACCAUAUCCACCACCACCAUCACAGUUCCCUACAGCACCAUAUCCUGCAAAUACUGCAGCUGAUAUCACAUCUGGCACAAGUCAGCUGGGAUUCUCAAAUGUACUGUUACCACUGCCAAGUCAGUCAAAUCUGACUCCAUCUGCACCACCACUUCCAUACCCAGAUAUUCCACCUCCUUCAUAUGAGGAGUGUAUGUAUGGAACAAGUAAUGUGAAUGUAGGAGAUAAUGCAAGCCACACAGAAGAGGGAUACAAUCACGUUCCAAGAUAUCCCACAUACAACUUACGUCCUGGGGAAGCCACCAGAAUGUGAUAACUUCUCAUGCAAGGCCAUAUGGAUACACAUGCUAGUCCUGGAAUUAUUUGUGAAUCACAACCACAGUGCAGAUACAGCAAUCUAAUAGGAUUAUGAAAAGUUAUUACCUAAGUGCAGAAAGCAUGGAGCUGCUAGUUUAUCUGGAUCAUGAGACUGAUUACAAGGUCUUUUUCAUCUGUUUGCUGCCAUGUGCCUUAAUGUCUGUGUUACUUCAACAACACUGCAACACUGUUCCUAUAGGCAGUGUUCAUGAAGCCACUGAUUUUUAUCUCUCCGAUUUAGUGCAUACAGAGGGCAGAACCCUUCGGAUGCUAUAAAUAUUUAGUGCACAUUGAAGGCAGAAACAACUGAUGUUAGAAAUAUAUCACUAUCUCAGUUGAAAGGACCUUUCCAGGAAGUGCCAACAAACUUACCCUUUCAUGAAGGGUUGACAUACUAUCACAAAAGAUAUUUUUAAAGGUCUCUUGUAGCAUUUUAGUGUCAUAUAGCACCUGUACUUAUUUAUAUUGAUGAAAGUUUCCAUGACACUCAUAAGCAUUGUAUGCAGCACUUGCAAAUGACUGACUGCUCUGGUACUGAUAUGAUCUGAAGAUGUUCAGUACUUAAGUGACAGCAGCAAUUUGAGUAAAAAUGUGCAGUGUUAGAUUAGUCUUUCAUGUUCAGUAACAGUUUUUUAAGUGUGAGAGCAACCUACCUAUUUUGCUAAAUUUUAAAAAUUUCAAUCUUGUGUUAUUGUGUGGAAAAAAGUUUCUGUUAAGAUGAUACUGUUUGUAUCUCUGUUGUAGUUUAAUUUAUGAGUUCUACCCUCAUUGUGGAUGUUACAGAAGUGCAUCUUUGUGAUAAUAUACUCUUUUUGUUAGAAUAUCAUACUUUCACAAUUUUAGUGCAUAAAUUUUUAUUUUAAUAACUAUAUUUUUACCAUGUGAAAACUUUGUACAAAAAUAUAGUUUACAUUGAAUUUUUUGCAAAUGAUUUGUAUCCUGCCAACUAAAACAGAAUUUCAUAUUAUGCAUGGUGCACUUAACUUUGGCAAGGAAAUUGUCUGGCAGUGAAAGUGAAUUCAACAAGCAAGUAAAGGGUGCUCAUCCUUUCUUAGGAAGUCAAAUCAUAAUCUGAAUACAUAAAUCCUAAAGUGAGACUCUAAGACACUGGGGGUGAAAUAAUAUCUGACAAGAAUGAAAUUUCAUAUAUGACAUACAUUGGUGUAUGAUUAUUCAUUGACUCAUAAAUGUGUGAUGUAAAUCAGAUCACAAAAAAGUUAGUGCACCAUAUGUCUUUAUCUUGCUACUUUUUGGUUUGUUUUCCUAUAAUUCUAAGUCACAUCUAGUUUGUACUUCACUGAGCAUAAGCUUAAAACCUAUGUCAUGCCUGUUUUGUUAGCACCCACCCAUUUAAAGUCAUAUUGAAAUCAGCAUAGAGAAUAAAUUUUAUACGACAAA